Messenger RNA from Cuscuta campestris, 2583 nucleotides. Lineage: Eukaryota; Viridiplantae; Streptophyta; Magnoliopsida; Solanales; Convolvulaceae. The record is from the annotation of a GenBank genome assembly.
GGAGCAGCGGUUUUCAGGCUUUCAGUCGGCGCCGGCCAUCCAUUCCUUUCACAGUAAUCGGAGAAGAAGCCAUGCCAGAUGCGACGGAUUCCAAAGGAAACACAGUUCACAUCGCUUUCCGCAGAGCCCCUUUCAUGGACUGCGUAGAUGGCCCUUCAAAGACCUCCUCUCUAAAGGCAAUGUCCAAGUUUGAGGAAAAUAGAACCAUUAACCUUUCCAUUGGUUCCAUUAAUAGAGGUAAAUUUCUGAAAAUCCGAGAGAGUAGGCGAGAGGGCAGUACCUUCCUAAUUAUUCCCUUUCAUUCAAACAUUGAUGGCCCAAAAAUUUUCACAAAGGCCCUCUCCUUAUUUACCAAGAGAGCUACCAAUCUUGAGAUAUGCUCAAAGGUGAGUGUGUCUGAGGAACCCAAGGAAUCCCUGCACCAUUCUCCCAAGGGAACUGAUGCUUCAUUGCUGCCUACAGUCACAGGGCAGGAGGUUAAUACCAAAUGCAGUGGAGAUGUCACAAGUUCAAAGGGUUCUGUUGGUGAUCUCACCCCAGCCGAACCUAAUAAGCAAUUAGUUAUUUACCAAACUAAAGCAGCUCCUGGCUUCACCCUCUCCACCAGUCAGUCCGAAGAGUUUCCACCUCUACCACGGAAAAUACUUAGUCCUUCUGCUCCCGCCUUCGUGCCUGCUAUAUACUCCUAUGCUGCUCUUUUCACUCAGGAAGAAGGAUCGGAAGCUAUAGCAGAUUUGGAAGAUGACCCAUUUUCAAAUCUCCAUGGGCAAAGUUUGAUACUAUCCCUCAACGCAGUGGAAGAUCACGCAAAGGACAGGGAUGGACCCAUUCUAUAUACCCACUCUGAUGGGGAGGAUUUUGUGUUCAUAGAUACAAAGCUCAAACCUCUGCAAAUUGACCUCUCAAGAUGCUCCAAACACCCCCUCCAUCUCCGUAAGGAACUAAAGGGUAGAAGGACAUACUCACCGUCACAAAUUGCUACAAGGAGUAAAGCUAAAAUCCUUGAGCAAGGAAGGAAAGUUAAUCCUAUCGGCUGGGUCGAAGAAGAAGACUUGUUAGGUCCCCAAGAAUCACAUGAAGAUGAGUUGCCCUUCCCCAGCCAAUCGCCGCUGCUUCUCCUUCGCCAGAGGUCCGCCGUCAGCAUCAGCGCCGCCGACGACGGUUCACCUCGUCGUGUUGCCGUUCGUCGCCUGCACUGCCAGCGUCGGUCGUCCACCGCCGUCGGGUUGCAGCGCCACCACGCCGAACGCUGGACGUCGCCUCCACUACCGGCGUCUUCCCUCGCCGUCGAGUUGCAGCGCCGCCAGUCGCUGCUCAUCGCCGUCGAGUUGCAGCGCCGCCACUGUUUGACUUUGACUUGGGUUAGGUCCUGUUUGACGUGGGCUUUGACUGGAUAUUCUGUUGACGUAGGGAAGCAAUUCCCUGCAGAUUUGAUAGAGCUACCACACAAGGAGUUUAACAUUAUCCUUGGUAUGGAUUGGCUCACCGAGCAUAGAGCAGUGGUCGACUACAGUUGUCGGACCGUACGGCUGAGAGCCGAGGACGGUAGCGACGUAUCACUCUCCGGGGAGGUGUUCCCCAAGGCUCCCGAGUUCAUAUCGUCCAUGAGCGCGAGGCGCUUGAGUCGCAAGAAGUGCGAGAUGUUCCUGUGUCACGUUCAGGAUAUGCGAAAAGAAUCACCACGUCAGCAGGACAUCCGUACGGUUUGCGACUUCCCCGACGUCUUUCCCGAAGACCUUCCUGGUUUGCCUCCGCUGAGAGAGGUAGAGUUCUCGAUCAAUCUCAUUCCAGGUUUGACUUUGACUUGGGUUAGGUCCUGUUUGACGUGGGCUUUGACUGGAUAUUCUGUUGACGUAGCUUUCACUUUAAAAGCCAAAGAAAUCAUCAAUUUAGUCUUGUGGGAAAUGGCGGAACUGGCACAUGAUGACGACCAAGAUCUCAAUCUCAGAGCUACUGAGCUCAGACUUGGGUUGCCUGGCAGGGAAGAGGAUGGAGACAGAGAAAUUGUUUCAAGUUCCAAGAAAUACAACAAGAGAGCUUUACCAGAACCAUCUGCAGGGGAAGACUGUGAAUCAAGAUCUGGUUAUGACGAUGCCCACUCCCUAUUACCUGUUUCCAAGGCACAGAUAGUUGGAUGGCCACCAGUGAGAUCAUACAGGAAGAACAGUGUGCAUCAGCAGGCAAAGAAGGCAUCACAGGGUGAAACUGCAAUGUAUGUAAAAGUGAGCAUGGAUGGGGCCCCUUACCUUAGGAAAAUUGACCUGAAAAUGCUUGAGGGAUAUGCAGAACUAUUAAUGGGUUUGGAGAACAUGUUCAAACUCACCAUAGGUGACUACUCUGAGAGGGAAGGGUACAAAGGGUCAGAGUAUGCCCCUGCUUAUGAAGAUAAAGAUGGUGAUUUGAUGCUUGUUGGAGAUGUCCCUUGGGAAAUGUUCUUGUCAUCAUGCAAAAGGCUAAGAAUAAUGAAAGGGAAAGAGGCAAGAGGAUUGGGUUGUGGAGUUUGACAACAUUGAUGGCACACCUCACCUCAAAUGGAGUAAAACAAUAUAUCAAAAUGUGUGAUCAUUAUUUUGUCUUUGAUCU